AUGUUCAUAGAAUAUGAAGAACAUUCUAGAAACAUUCACGGCACAUCCAUGCGAAUAUUCCUGAGAGAGAACAUUCGAAUCAUAUACAAACAUUCAUGGAACAUUCGGUGCUAUCUGGGCAAAUUUAAUUUAAGAAAAUGGCGAUAUACCGGCAUAGAAGAGUCAGAUAGUCAGACUACGGUACUCGGUAUUUUAUGGGAUACGAAGACAGACACUCUGGCUUUAUCAGGAUCUUAUUUAGACGUACCGGAGAAAAUAACUAAAAGAGUUGUACUCUCAUCGGUGCAGAGAGUGUUUGAUCCCCUAGGUUUCAUAUGCCCUGUGCAGCUGAUACCGAAACUGAUGUUACGACAAUUCUGGAGUCAACAUCUCGACUGGGACACUGAAAUUGAUGCAGAGAACAGAAGUAAAUUUCUAGAAUGGAUGCAGCAGUUAAAUUUACUCCGAGUCAUGAAGAUUCCUCGCUGGAUUUUUGGUGAGCAGCGGGAUGAGGAUUCUAUAUCCUUCCAUAUUUUUGUAGAUGCAAGCAAGGAUGCCUACGCCGUCGCUCUGUUUAUCAGAGUGCGAUCCAGAGCAGAAGUCAAGGUGCAUCUAGUUGAAGCAAAGUCAAGGGUAGCACCGCAAGGAAAGAAAACGAUACCCAGUCUCGAGUUACUGGCUGCUUCAAUCGGAGCAAGGAUGAUGCACUCCUUCGACAAAGCAAUGAAUUAUAAACAUAUUAAGAGAUAUUUCUGGAGCGACUCAACUACCGUCUUGUCCUGGAUAAGUCAAGAGAAGCAAUGGGCGGUAUUCGUGUGGAAUCGAGUCCAGGAAAUAAGGAAACUUACUAAUCCAAAGUCCUGGAGAUAUGUGCCCGGAGCCCUAAAUCCGGCAGACUUGCCCUCCAGAGGUUGUAAUGCGAGGAAGAUUUUUGAGUUUUGA
This is a messenger RNA of Vollenhovia emeryi, 921 nucleotides long. RefSeq lists its product as uncharacterized. The coding region runs from base 1 to 921 and encodes 306 amino acids. The transcript has a single exon. NCBI's taxonomy places the organism in Eukaryota, Metazoa, Arthropoda, Insecta, Hymenoptera, Formicidae. The record is from RefSeq and is a predicted model, not a curated record.